UCAAUCAUUCCAAGGUCUAGUGACAUAUAUAACAAAACGAAAAGUAUCUAUAAAUACAAAAUAAAAAUAAAACAAAGUUAUUAAUUGACAUUACUCAUGUGAAACGACUAUUAAUAAACAAUUGUUUCUCAAGAGAGAGCCAAGAAUAUCAUAAACAAUACAAACCAUAUUUGAAAAUUUAUUUUCAACAUCAGGUAAAACGUAAAUAUAAUAAUCUAGGGUUAAAAUCCAAGCCGACACUUACGUCACCAAUGGCAAAACUCGUAGAAGUACUUUUUUCUGGAUAUAUAUCAUAACAACUCUUACACAUCUCCAGUAUGACAACAAUCUGUGAAUAAGUAUGACGGAAUAAAGAGUUGCUCUUGGCUAUAUAACAUGUAGUGUCUAUAUUUAUAUUUAUAUUUAAAUUUAUACGUACUUAUAAAAUAAAUACUUAAAAAUUUAAUGUUUAUUACAGUGAUAAAGAAUAACUUUACUUACAAUAAUAAUAUUUUAACGCUAGUGACAACAAUUAAAAACACAAACAAAAUGUCGAAAUUAAUAAAAUCUAAUUAUUUAGAUGUGGGUAGUUUAACAACAGUGAUGACUAUUAGAACUAAAUAUCCAAUAAAUAGUGACAAUGAAUUGUGAUCCUGGUAUUUAUUUGUAUAUUUAUAAUACCAGCAAGUGCAUUUAUUUUUUUUUAUUUUUUUUUUAACUAAAUUUUAUUUCUGAAGAGAAAAAAAAUUUGUAAAUCAUUGGAUUUUAUGUUAAAAAAAAGGAUUUGUAAAACUGCACUGAUAUCUAAUAAUUAAUAAUUGAAAAAUUAAAAAAAAAAAAAAAAGUGUAAAUUAAUUGGAAUGGCAGCAGCCCAAAAAAAAAAUCAAUCACGUAGACGUCUUGCAGCAAUAACAUUUCUAUCAAAUAUUUCAUUAGAUGGAAGUCAUCGGGAUACUAAUUUUUCAUUACUACCUCACAACGGAGCUAUACACCGUCGUGAAAUUCACAUAAAUAAUAUUAUUAAUAGCAGUAAUAAUUAUUCUAAUGGCAACGGUGAUCCCAAUGUUAAUGAAAUAUUAAAAUACAAUGAAACAUUGGUAGUAACAGAUACAUUUGGUGAUGAUAUUGUUGACAUCGUGCCAGGAUAUAUUUCAGAAAUUAAACACAAUGAUUCUGGUGAAUUGCCACACAAAACAAUUAAUGACCAUAAUUCUAUUAGUUCUGAUUCUGAUGGAAUUUUCACUUCUGCUAAAAAUACAAUCUCUGCUUUGCUUGAUCAAGAGCGGAUUCAACCAUUGCUCUCAUCAAUACCCGGCUCUUUUCGUGAAAGAGCUGGAACGGCAGGUAGUGAAUACUCACUACCAGAAAGACGCGUGGGCUCGCUGUACCACAAAAAGCGUAUAGUCCAUCAAACAUCCACUCUGUCUGAAGACAUAAAACACCAUUACAACAGCAGCACUGAAAGCAUUGGCUCCCAGAGAUCUAAGUCGAUUUCUUCCAAAAAUAAAGGAAAAGCUAUCGGCAAUGUUCAAGCUUGUGUCACAGCCAAUGCUGUUAUUAUUCCUGAAGUAACAAGGGAAUUACGGAUCAUGCAACGUCCGACAACUGGGCACAAGUUUGGAGACGAUCGACUUGUCUUGGUGUCUACCAAGAAAGUUCCUUUUCUUGUUUUCUCAGCUUUGCCUUACAAUAAAAAUCAACGGACCAGUUGCUGUUCAAGUGUUACGAGUAUACCUGGGUUCAUAAACAUCAGUGUUUCUAAUCGAAUUCUACGCAGGUCUGAACUACGUAGAGAUACUGGUCGUAGACGAAAUACAUCGGGUCCAAGGCCGCUUUCGGCUAUUAAUGAUAAUUUAGAUCCAUUUGGUUUAUUGGGAAUUGAACGCGCUAAAGAUGGACAGGAAAUGUCCUAUGGUCAAUUAUUGGUGCCGUCACGACAAUUUCAACGUGAGAGAAAAAUUCACACAAAUGAUAACGAGGGUAUUGAACUCAAUCAUAUUGCUCCAAAGCAACACAAUAAUGUUUCAAGGACAAAAACAAUAGCUUGGAAUAAGGACCAUACUAAAUGGUGUCUGUCUUACGAUACUACUUCGCACCGAGGGCAACCCGUGACAUCUGAUUCUCCACCGUUAUCGCUUACCAAUGACAGUAAAAAUUACGAUUGGGAUGAACAUGGAAUCAUGCAGUACAAUCCAAAUUUAUUAGAUGAUCCCGAAUUAAUUGCUGGGAAACACCGUACACUUCUUACAUUUACUUCUUAUAUGGCAUCGGUUAUUGAUUAUGUACGUCCGUCUGAUUUGAAAAAGGAACUUAAUGAUAAAUUCAAGGAGAAAUUUCCACAUAUUCAAUUAACCCUCAGUAAAUUACGCAGUUUGAAGCGUGAAAUGCGAAAAAUAGCAAAACUAGAGUAUGGAAUAGACCUAUUGACAGUUGCAAUGGCAUAUGUGUACUUUGAGAAGCUUAUACUACGUAAUGUUGUUACGAAACAAACUCGUAAAUUAUGUGCCGGAGCUUGUUUACUAUUAGCAGCGAAGCUUAAUGACGUAAAGGGUGAAGUGCUUAAAUCACUUAUUGAGAGAACUGAGAGUGUAUUCCGUUUACACCGUAAGGAUCUUAUUGCAUCGGAAUUUGCUGUGCUAGUCGCACUUGAAUUUGGACUACAUUUACCAACGUGGGAAAUUUUUCCUCACUAUCAACGAUUAAUCUAUGAAUCUUGACCUCUUUUACUUAUUCAUUCGAUAAAGUUUAAAAUUUAUUUGUCUGGAAAAUAGUACACAAAUACUUCGUCCAACCUUUAUUCUCUUCUGGCUUAAAUUAUUUAUAAAUUAACACAAGCGUAAGCAAUAAUGUACCUUAAAUAUACUCAAUUAAUUAUUUUUGACGUGCUUUCAUAGAUUAACAAAGAGUUUUUAGUCAAAAAAAUAUAAUUAUCUGCACGGAAAAAACAAGAUGACACUGAAUAUCAUCCCAGAUUAUACUCAGUG
Cotesia glomerata is the source of this 2963-nucleotide messenger RNA. Its product is annotated as CDK5 and ABL1 enzyme substrate 2. The record is from RefSeq and is a predicted model, not a curated record. The transcript has 11 exons. NCBI's taxonomy places the organism in Eukaryota, Metazoa, Arthropoda, Insecta, Hymenoptera, Braconidae. Bases 840 to 2696 code for a protein of 618 amino acids. Gene Ontology annotation, biological process: regulation of cell cycle.